AUGAAGAAAUACACGGAAACUUCCCUCCAUGUUUACUUCGCUGGUAAUCUCCGGAUCUACAACUGUGACGACUGCUGCAGUCGUUGGUAUUUUAAAUUCAAUAGCGCCGAGUGCAGCUCUCCUGGUAAAAUUGACGGUGCAUUUUAUAUGGUAUCAGGGGCUGGCAAAAACCUUCAUCGUCAUCGCCACAUUGAAGGUCACUGCAAUAACAUCCACAAGGGAAAAGUGCGAGUGGGAUUCUGGGUUGGAAGCUGCAACAAUGGCCACAAACUUACUGAUGCGGAUACAGGCUGGACUACAAUGUCCCGGAUCUUCAUUGAAGAAGUGGCAAGUGCUCAACAGUAAACAUGAGCGAUUCAUGAAAUAGGAAGCACUUGAUCAAAAUUAAUAGGGGCACUGUCAAAAAAGCAUUUUUCACUUGAAAGCACCCAAAAUUUUGGAACACCGUAAUUUCCUCUUUUUUUAAAUUGCAAAGCAAAAAGUAUGGAGCUGAACAGUUAUGUAUUUCACUGUGCAACUGAUGCCAUUAUUUUAUAUAAAACACAUUUAAUGUAAACAGUAAAAACGAUCAUAAAUUAGUUUAAUGAACACUUGAAUAAAAUCAAAGCAAAUUUUUAUUAUUCAUUUUAUCUUCCAUCAAAAGUUCUAGCAAAGUAAAUAUGAUUGGAAAUAUUUUCCGUGGUAUCCAGAUCCAGUUGGUGGGUAGAUUUCAUUCCUGGAUGCUUUACAGAUCCUGUGCUCCUUCAGAUAAAAACAAAUCUAUAAAAAGUCAGACAACCUGCACUAAAUGGAAAGAAACAUAAGAAUAACCGCUCAAAACAUGAUUAACCCUUUAAGUCCCAAUAGUGACCAACACCAAUUUUCUCCUAACAAUAUCCAUUCAUUGUCAAGUGCAACAUCUAUGAGAAUUAAUCAAAUGAUAACAAAGAGAAAAAUCUCUGAUCUUUUAUCAAUUUCUCCCAACUAAUUCUGUAAGGAAAUGUAUAGAGAUCAGUUUGGAGAAUUUGUUUGUGGAUAUUGUGGCUUAAAGGCUUAAAAGAAGGAACAAAUAACACAGUAAGUACAAAUGGAGACACAAGUGGAAAAACGUUCUAGGAGAUUGAAACGGAUUUAAAUUGUGGAUUUAGAAAACAUGUUAGCCUAAGGAUUUUUAAAGUUCAUGAAAUCAUUGUUGUUGUUUAUGACGAUUGAUAUUAUGCUUGACGGGGGAGACAAGGUUUAGCCAGGGCUAAAAGCAAAGCCUCGGUUGUACGUCUAUAUACUUAAAAUAUAUUAGGCAAUUAAUUUUAAUGAACUUUCAGCCACGAAAAAAAAUCUGUAAGACGGAAUCCAUCAGGAAAUUGAGUCAUUUUAAUUUUCAGUGGACAAAAACCUUGUACCAGAAUAAUUUAAAGUGCAUUGUAUUCUUUUUUACGUUUUUCAAGGACCAUAGAUGUAAAUUAGUUAUGGGUAAUAACACCAAAGGAAAUUUCUCGUGGGAGCCUUAGAAAAUAAAUGUCGACGUUCACAAAAAGACAUCUUACACAUGAAAUUUUCAGAAUUUUACCUGUGUUUUCACAAUUCUUGUGAACUUUGACAUUUAUUUUCUCGGGUCCCCGUCAGAAAUUGUCUUUGGUGUUAUUACAGAAAACUAAUUACAUCUAUAGCCCUUGAAAAGUGUAAAAAAAAAUAAUGCGAUAUUGUUUUUAUUAUUCUGGUACAAGGUUUUUGUCCACUCAAUAUUAAAAUUACUCAAUUUCCUGGUGGAUUCUGUCUUAAAUUCCUGCUUAUCCCAGGGAGCCUUCCGUUUACCUUUUGGGAGAGGAGCUGGGUGAUGUUGAAAAUACAUCUCGAAAAAACACACCUGAUAUAAGAAAGCUCUCUAAUCAAGCUAAAAAUCUUUUGUUAACAGAAAAAAACAAACAAACAAACAAAACAUCAAUAUGUAUCAACUUAGAUCAGAGUAGCAGGCUUGGAAAAGAAAUUCUUCCAAAAGUAAUCACCGAAUCAUCCACCACAGCCCUUUGCAAAGUUAUAGGUCAGCCCCUAAAUUUAAUGUUGCCAUAGCUCUCUUAAUAAGACUGCUCCGUCCUCUCCCUUGUAUAUUAUCCUCCGCUCUUCCCCCUGUAGGUGUGUACAGGCGGACGGGCGUACGCUGACGUCAUAACAAAGUUUUCCUUGCGAUGAUCAUAUCUUCAUUUAAAUUUGUAUUUCUGCAGUUCACAUCAUCUUCAUUCUAUUUUUCAGUCCUUUCGAUGAAUCAACAAAUUGACCUGCUCCCGAUGAAAGGGUUUUCAUAACUCAGUUAGUAGAGCACUGCAGCGCUAAAGCAGAGGGCACGGGUUCAUACCCCGUUGAAGUCCCGAAACUUUUUCUCUGGUUAACUUGCAACUGCUUAAAUUGUAAUUACCACUGGGACGAUCAUAUCUUCAUUUAAAUUUGUAUUUCUGCAGGUCACAUCAUCUUCAAAAUUUUUCUCCCAUCGAUAGGUUUCCAAUUUCUGUAGCAGUGGAGGCUCCGCUUUAACCAAAAUGACCUAGACAGCCAUGAUACAGGCGCUUUAAAUUCCAAUAAUCACGCAAGCUAUCUUUCUUGUCUUUUGCUUUGAAAGAAGUUUUUGCCGGGAGAAUUAUUACACUUUGUCUACACUUUUACGGGUAGGAAAUCAAUUUAUUUAAUCUUGUCAGUUGGCGUUAGUCAAGCAAAAGAAUCUGUAAGAUAUUUUACUGGAACAGCUACCUUGGUGGCCUCCAGGUGAACUUGAUAACCUUUCGCCAAGACAAACACAUAAAACCUAUGGUUACAGAGCUUUUUCACACGCAGCCCCUAAGAUGUUGAAUUCCAUGCCAGUUAGUUUACGCACAUGUUGUGAGCUGAGUGCUUUCAAAUCAAAAAUCAAAACAUUUAUUUUUAAGCUUGCUUUUCAGUUGUAAUUUCAUGUUUAUUAUUAUUAUUAUUAUUAUUAUUGUUAUUAUUAUUAUUAUUAUUAUUAUUAUUAUUAUUAUUAUUAUUAUCAUUCAUUUACUAUUUUUUUAUUUAUCCAUUUUAUUUUUUAUUGUUUUAACAAUUAAGUCAUUGUAAUAUUUUAUUAGGUUUAUUGCUCCCGCAGGGAUUUCGCCCAGAGGCGAAAUCCCGAGGAGGCACCCUAGUAACUAGCCUCCCACGCAGGCGUUUUUAGGGGAGCUCGUUUUUUUUCCCUCCCCACAAACGCCUGCUCAACGGAAAACAACAUUCCUUUCCCAAGCUUAGCCAAUCACAUUGUACUUUCCAAAUUCUGGAAAGUUGACCUUGACCGCAAGGUAAUCUGAUAAUUACUCGAUCUGCAUUAAACACUGGGAAAGCUUUCUGACCUGCAAUGAAUGUUAGAUUCAGAGCGGCAAAAAUAAGUUUUAGUCAAAAUUCAGAAUACUCCGUGCACUGCAUAACCUUAGCGAAGGAAAGAAAAGAAGGAAAACGGUAACUCUAAGGUCACGUUCAGUCGUGUUUAGCCUGUCAACACUUCAUUGCACAAUUGUUGAUUGGUCACCUAACACGCAAAUAAAACAAUGAGAAAGGAAUGUUGUUUUCCGUUGAGCAGGCGUUUGUGGGGAGGGAAGAAAUACGAGCUCCCCUAAAAACGCCUGCGUGGGAGGCUACCUAGUAACUCGCGCGUAUAUUAAGGACAGUACUUACAGUUCAAAUAUACAGUCAGUAUACUAGAAACUGAUCUCGAUUUGCUCGAACUGGGGCCGCGAGGAAUCGGUAGGUAAUGAUGACGUUUCUAUUGUUUGCGCCCACAAGUACGAAAUGGUUAGGAUGACGUGAAGACAGAAAAUCCCGAAGAGACCGCUCAGGUAGAUUUUGUAACAUUUAUUGUGCAGUCAUACUUCGAUACUCUUUUGCGUUACGCAGUGACAUUAAGUGGAGCAGUUGUUUUGAAAGUUAUGGACCAAAAGACACUCGUUAAGCGCAGAGGAGGUUAUAAGGUGCGUUUAACUGUGUAGAUAUUUAAACACUUGGAGAGUUUCCCAGACACGAGUUCACAAAUCUUUGAUUUAUAUAGCAAGACGAGUGAACAACGGCUAGCUUAUCACUAGCAGAUUGAUGGACAUUUACAGAAAUUCGCCGACAAUCAAAUUCUGUGCUGACUUAUUCCCUGCUCACAGAUGUCCUUCCGUUAUAAAGUUUCAAAUAAGACUAGAAUGCGCCAGCGUGAAUCGAUCAAACGUCCUUUUAAUUUCUAAGGCUUACUUUCCGGCAAAUAAAAUGAACUGAAUGUAAAAAGGGAAAGAGAAAUAGCGAAAAUUUCAACUUCUAAUUAAAUCUUUUCUUAUGGUUUAGAAUAAAUUAUUGUCGAAACUGAGAAUGUUUUGAUCAAAGCUGUGUACAUCGAGCUAAAACUGUGCAUGGAAACUUGCGUUUCCUGUAUUUAUCUCACCUAUUGUAUGGAAUAUGUGUGAAAAUCUCCAUUAUGAAUCGGCAUAUUUCAAAGAGCUACACAACCAGCAAGAAUACUAUUGACCGACAAUAUAUACAGAACGGGGACAGCUGUAGUGUCAACUAUUACUAGUUACUAUUAAUUAGUAUAUACACACUCAGUGAUCUUGGUGAUUUAAGCAAUCUGAUUGGUUCGCUAUCUCGGACUAUUCAACAAUAUUCACCUCCUAGCGAGUGGAUAAUGUGUGAGCUCGGUGUUUUUCCCGUUUUUUUUAGAGAACGAUCUUUUAAAAGUCGACAAACUCCUAGGGCUGACUUUUUUUAAGGCAAGAAAAGACUUGGAAGGAUUCAAUACGGCGUUUUUCAAUUUACUGUAGCAGGAGUUUUGUGCUCGAUGGAUUGUUUACAACUCCCGUGUAUUCGCGUAGAAGAAGCCGUUUCGUGAACUCAGCGUUUUCUAAGAAGAAAAUUUUGGCUCAAAAAUCGAAGUUUAUUUAUGACAAACAAAUUUAAAAGGAAAUGUUUGCAGAAAUUCUACAUUUCAAGUAAACAGGAAAAAGAAUGAUACAGGAAGACGACCUCUUACCUCGAGCAACCGAGCCGCCAUUUUUGUCAGCACUUCAUGCGAAGAACGACACAACAUGCCCUUUUGGCUAUAAACUUGGCGAGUCAACAGAAAACAACACAGCUCUACUUUUUUUGUCAGGUAAGGAAACAGUUCAAACUUUUAGCGAUUCCAUCGAAGCCAUUACGCUGUUGUUUGCGAAAUGAGUAAACUUGUGAAUUGCCGUGUUUGAAAAUUCUGCAAAGAUCUAUUUUUAAACUUACGCGUGAUUUGAUCUGUCAAUCAAAUCCUACUUUUGAAUGGUUUCCUUUCUGAUUUUGUUGAGAUCACUUCGUGUGUAUAUACUAAAACAAUUAUUCUUCUCAAUCUCGGUGAAUAGUGGCUUUGGGAAUAUUUACCUCGCCGCUUUCGCGGCUCGGUAAAUAUUUUGCCACUAUUCACCUCGAUUUCAAAGAAUAAUUGUUAAUUAGUACCUAUUGUAAAGCGCUUUGGAUCAAGAGAAAGGUGCUAGAAAAGUGUAUAUUGUUAUUAUUAUUGUUAUUAUUGUUAUUUUUGUAUUUCGUAGACUACCACUGCCCUCCGUUGCGGAUUCUCCUCUGUCCCUCCCUGACAGUCUGUAGGGCGUGUGUAACAGGCGGACGGGUGUUUGCUGACGUCAUAAACAAUUUUUUUUCCAAUCGAUAGUUCCCAGUUUCUAUAGCAAUGCAGGCUCCACUAUUAACAAAGCCGGCGUGCAAGCUCUCCGGGGAGCCAUGACACUGCCGCUUUCAGUUAUACAACCCCAAUAAAGACGCUAGCUAUUUUUCUUGUCUUACUCUUUGAAAGAGGUUUUUGCCGGGAGAAUUACACUCUAAAGUUUGCAUACUUAAGGGCAAGAAAUCAAUUCAUUUUCAUGUUGUCAAUUGCAGUGAAUAAAGUCUUGGAAACAAUGACCAGAAUAGUAGCCGAAGUAGAAUUAAUUUUUUUCGUGUUUAUUUAGAAGCCGCAUCUUCAAUAUCAGAAAACAUACCUUUUUGUCAAUUUCAGUUGGAAGGUAUUAAAAACUGCAACCAGUUUUCGGGAAAUCAAUAAAAGGAUUAAAUGAACUCUUACAAUACGAUUGUUUUCUUCAACUGUGGAAAGAUAAAGGUAAUGUCAAUUAAAAGGCUUACUGAUAAAGCCUUUAAAUCAAACAAGCAAAUAAAUUCUACGAUCAACAUAAUGAAUAUGCCCAAUCAAGUGUUGAGAAGUGAUAAUUACUCAUUAAUAAUACUUUUUCCGCGUUGGGAGACCACGAAAUUCCUUUUAACGUCGUAAACUUGUUUGCACAUUGAAAAACUGUGUCGUUUUAAACUAUUAAUACUUAUUUGCACGUUGAAAAACUAUCUGAAUGUAGUAAAGUGCAUCUCUUGUAGGCUGUUCCAUGAUAUACUACCGAAGUCACUAUAGUAAAACAGUAAGCACCCCGAAAACAAACGAACGUUUACAUUGGAAUUUUCGAAUAGCUCGCGUGACCAUUUCAACAACCGUUUGGUAAUAUGGCUUCCCUUGUUCAGUUUGGCAAGCCGCUGGUGCAAUAACAACAGUUCAAAAUGCGCGCGGUAGAAAUGAUCCGUAAGUGCUCACGAGAUAACCUUCCGGCAUGGGGAAUCGAUUGAAAAAGAUGCUUAUUGAUAUUUUAUGCGGAGGCAGAGGUGUGUUUAAAGAAUUACUUUCUGGCAGUCUUGAGGCAUUUGAACUGAGAACCGAGUUGGGUAUCUCCGCAAUAUUUACUGCAGCAUUGGCCAUGACUGAUGACUGUGCGGAAAAUACGAAAGUGCCAUGGCCGCGGGCUAAAUUUGUUGUUGCUCUUUAGAAAGAACAAAAUGUAUCAAUUACAAUGCAAAAUGAAAAAAAAAGAAGAUCCUUUCAGUUUAACUGAGGCUCGUCAUAAAUCGCGUCAUUUGCUUUUAAUUUUGGAACAAUCUCCAAAGAGACAAUGACGUGAAGGAACUGAUUGUUUAGUGUUUAGAAGUGCAAUUAAAACUUUUUCCGCGUUGGAAACCGCAAAGUCCCUUGGAUGUUGUAAAGAAUUGCUUUCUUAGAUCUGUUUUUGUGUAUUUUUCCUUGCUUUCAGCCAGUGAACUGACUGAGACUUCGGCGUAAACGGGUAAGUAUAAAAAAACUUUGAGUUGUACACGCUAUAAUCAUGGUAUUUUAAACCUUUGGUCACUACUGACCCUUUGCUCCUGUAUAAUGUAUCCCGUCCCGCAUUUCAACGUAGCCUCUUCAAAACUGAGAUAUUUUUUAACGCUUUCUGCAAGUUGCGUGUUUCAAGCCAUAGCUCUUUCCGCCACUUGAUACACACGGUUUAAAAAUGACUUUUAGAAAACCCUUUCUCGAGAUUCCUAUAGAGAACAAAGAAAGCUACAUUGAUGUUUCCAAUCAGUAAAACUAAAUUUCUCAAAACUUUAGCAGGGAUCAAUCCCUAUUUUAAAUUGCAUGUGUGCCUUGUUGGCCGAUUUGCAAGACAAACUUUUGCCAAUAACUAACAUCAAAACUAUUAAUGCAAAGUAGAGUGUGUGUUGAUUUGUAUCCUUUAAUUAAUUAAUUGUUUGUUUGUUUGUAACAAUACUUUAGUGUUAGCUUUUUUUCCGUCUUGACCAUAGCCGCGUUAUGGCUAAAUUACGGGUAACAAGUAUUGUCCUGUCAAAUUGAAAAUUAGGUUUUCUUUUUCAAGUUUCUGAAAAAGAAUGUUUGAGGUUCGUUCAUGGCAAUCACAAGAAAUUUCUUUUACAAAUCGGGAAAGCUUUCAAUAUCCUUGUACUGCAUGGUAUUAGGAGCACGGAAAAUCGUUUAGUGCAGUGGAAAUAUCAUAACCAUGCCAGACAGAUCUAGAGGUUAUAAGUUUGCAAAACACUUAUUUAAUUUGAUAAUCCAAAACAAAGUUUUAAAUUCGACCCUAUGAAAGAAGUUCUUGUCACAAAGUAUAUUCCAAAUCAGUCGGAGUCACUGGACUAAGAGAAUAGAAAUUGCAUCGUCUCAAACGUAAGCCCAAUGGAAUAGAGAGAACCAUUUGAUUUUAAAACUGGAAUUUCCGGUUUCUCCAUGUAAACGGUGCGUUUGCAAAGUUCUGCAUUUUAAAGGACUUGUUUCUCAAGCCGCUCAACGUGUUCAUGUACUUGCCUUUUUUCAAGUUUUCAUAAAGAUGCUGGCUAUGAUUAAUAUUCCAAUAAUAGCAAACUUUCUUUGUUUACCCCUAUGUUAAGUAUCUGUAAUCUGUAAGGCUGACAUCUGAAAACGGAGCAGGGGACUCCAGAAAAAUUGAAAAUUAAUCAUUCACAAGAGACUUUGCAGGCGUCUGUGGAUCUGAACAGAGAGGUUUUGUUCUUGAUAUAUUUCGACAAUGAACACCGAUAUUGUUCUUGUGUGCCUCAUCUUCACUUACAAAUGCAAUGUCAAUCUGUAAAUUCAGAAUAUUUGAAUAAUUAUUAGUGAAAUCUUGUUCUGCAUAUAAUCGGUUACUGAUGAAUACAACUGAUACAAAUUCAAAGAAUCUUGCCUUCAGUUCUUGUAUAUAUGUGCUGGUUGUGGUAUUUUCGGGGAGUCAAAACCACUAAGUAUAAAUUUGAAUGAUCGCACUGUAAGUUAGCUGCCUUUUGAAGUGAGUUUAAAAAUUUCAUUUCUUCAUCUUGUUCAUCGAUGUGCACACCACCGUUGUAUGUCUAAUUCAAGCAAACACAGGGACUCCUCUUAAUGUGAAGACAGUUCGAUUAAAAACCCGAGAAAAAGCCAAAUGCGACUCCUUUUUUCAUCUACAAAUUCUCGCAGUUAAAUUACCUAUCAUCAUGGCAACCCGUAAACAAUCAGCUGACCAAUGUUUAGUGAACGUUUUGAAUUUUUCAAAGUACUUACCUACCGUGACACAGUGAUAAAAUACGAAGAUGCGAUGCAAAAGAACAGAAGUGUAGCGACCAAAUGACGUCAGACUGACUACUUUGCGAUUUUUGUCUGAGCUUUAAAGCAAAUUGCAUCAGCAGCAAGUGAAAUUAUCAACUUUCUUGUGUUUCUCGCAAAAGGCUUUUACUUAUAGUAAAUAUUCAGUUUCACGGGAUUGCAAACAUCGUUUGAAAAAUGAGUCAAAAGAUGUUUAGCUUACCAAGAACAAAAGUUCAAACACUCAAAAGCUCCGAAUUGAAAAUGACGAGAUGUUUUAAAAUUCUCUGCCGGCAUUCAAUUGCUACAAGCUCUUUUCUCUGUCCCAUUAUUGCUUUUACACAUCUAUUUAUUGGCAGUAAAUAAUUUCCAUUCUCUGCUAGCCGUGCAGUGUUGGUGUCGGCGUUUGCCCUAAUAAGCUAGAGCGUCAAAUGAAGACAAUAUGUAGCAAAACAAACAACUAAUUUUGACUUACUUUCCAACAAUUUCCGGAAUCCUUUCCGAUCACUUCACUACGACAAGCAGUCGUUUGGUUAAACAAUAAAGCACACACUUGUUUGUGAGUGAACCCUUAUUUACUAGAAAUACGUGUAUCGUAGAACCUCGCAAAGCUCUCAGGGAAAGGAGGGAGGGAGUGAAAUAGAGAAUAUUGUCUGACUGGGGAGGGCAGGUUUCAACACUGGCUCUAAUAUUGGAAGGUGAGAUGUAGUUAACCUCGUUUUGUUUGGAGUAAAUUUGAACCCAGUGCUAUGGCUUUGAAAAGGAUCUUCAGGGACUUAAAUGGGGUUACUGUUGUUAAAAAAGGGUUGCAAUGUCGCGUUCUCGAAAUACCUAGGAUGAAGUAGACAGUACUCACGAAAUAUGGGGCGUCCGAGUUUGCAACUGGCUGAGAUCACGCGCGGCUCACACACUUCGCGCGUGACGAAAUUAUAACCUCUCUUCGCUGUGAAUUACCUAUUUUCUUAUUCAAAAAGGCAAAAGAUAUGGAAUAAGAUCUCUAUUAGGGGAGUUUGGCCGAAACGAUGUAGGAUAAGCUCAUAGUAGUUCAUCGCGAGGCAAAGUUUACUCCUCGAUGAAAGAACGGUAUGGCAAGCCGAGGCUCAGAUCAGCCGUAUGAUAUAUCUGUUCCUGGGUCAAUAUAAUUUUCAUACUUACUUUACCUAUACUCAAAACCUUUGAGGUUAAACUGAUUUGGUGUUGAUGCAAUAUAAAAUUUAAUAAAAUUUAAACAGAAAAACCCAGUUAAUAUUCCUAAAAAACACAGCGACGCAAACUAUUUAGCAAAGAAUGAUCCGAGAGCUUCCAUUUUCGCGGAUGAACUGUGCUUUCCGGCUAAAAUGUAUCGAAAAAUAAACCGGCCCUCUAAAACGUCGCGACAUAGGCCUAGUAUGGGUGUUGUUCUCUCAAAAGGUUAAUAUGGGUUCCUGUCUAAAGUCACUUCACUCAACCAGCGCUAACUGGAAAGAAAACUAGUAUCAGUAAAAAAAAAAUGGUGUCAUAUUUUGCGCAGUUUCAUUCCGACUGUUGCAGCACACAACUUCUGACCACUGAAAAUUUCUCUUAUAUAACAAAAAAUAAGCCGCGUGUAUGUAUUAAUUUUUUUUAAAGUUAGUUAUACGAGGUACGAGCCGCAGGGGAAAAUUCCAAUUGCCAAUCUUUAUAUUCUCGCACUGGCUUCUUUGUUUCUUUUAUUUUUGUUUUCUGUUUUUGUUUUAGUUUUUAGUAUAUGAAUUGUAAUAUUGUUGAUUCCCAAGUUGUGAACGAUGAAACAUGUCCGCUUGCCUGCCGAUUCUUGUAAUUUCUCUAUGACGCAUUUUAAAGUGCAUCGUUAACAACUGAUACCUUUUUCUCAUAUCCAUUUGAUAGGUAUUCGGUGCUUUAAAAAGAUUAUGCUGUCCAUUCAACUAUCUUUGGUAGCAUAUAUUAUAUUUCCCAGCUUCUGCUAUGCACAGUAUUAUUACGACGAUGAUUCCUCGUCGAAAUCGGUGACUUACUGCAUGUAGUUAGGAAAGAGGUUGUUGCUUGUUUAUAGUAGUAGAACUAUAUUGCAACGAUUUUGCCUCAAUUUAGCCCCAUACUUGAAUGCUCCAAUCAUAUAAUUUUUACUUUCUUUCGCGAUUCAGAAUCAUUUAAAACCACGUUGACUGAACGUGGAACCAAGUCUAAAUGAAAGACUGUAAACGUUAUUAAUGCCAGUUGUUGCUUCUGCUUUCAGUGCGGCUGUGACAAGUUUUCGAAAGGCUGCUUUCCAGAAGUCCUGGGUAAACCGUAUACACUAACCGUAUAUCAAGGCCUAGGUCCCGUAGGUCCUGCCGGUCCUGCCGGUCCUCCCGGCCCAAAGGGCAAUCAAGGAGCUAAGGGGCCUCCGGGACCGCCCCACACCAUGAACUGGAAGCAGUGUGUUUACAACGGACUUAGUGAUCAUAAAGACCUUGGCUUGAUAAAGGUAAUCUUCAAAUGCGAUCAUUAAGGUGUCUGAACACUGUUUCAUAGGUUAAGAUUCAUUGAGGGUAAUAAGGAGCUUAAGCAGCAGCGUUUUUGAGCGACGGACGUCAACAGGUAGUGGACUUUUUGCUUCAUUGGGGAGUGGUUUGGUUGAAAAUCUCGGGUAAAUCCUCUUUAUAAGAGAAAAGAAACUUAUCAAUUCCAUUUUUGUUAGAGUGAAGGCAUAUAUAUAGUGAGAAGGCCUUACUUCCGGUUGACGUGCGUCGCUCAAAAACGUCUUUGUUUAAGCUCCCUAUUAUUUAAGACUCGUUGCAUUGCAGAUAUGAAGUUCAAAUUUGACACGCCAAAAUAAAUUAAGACAAAAUCCAUCAGGAACUGAGUAAGUUUAAUUUUCAAUGACAAAAACUUUGUAUCAUAAUAAUUUAGAGCAUAUUUCUUUCUUUUUUUACAGUUUCUAAGGGCUGUAGAUGUUAUUAGGGAGCUUAAGCAACGACGUUUUUGAGCGACGCACGUCAACCGGAAGUGGCCUUUUUUCAUUUUUUGACGGUGGUUUCGCGCAAAUUUUCAGUCAAAUCGCCUCUAUAACAGUAAAGAAGCUAAGGAAUACAAAUUUUAUAUCAUCAAGGCAUGUUAAGAGGGAAAAUACCUCACUUCCUGUUGACGUGCGUCGCUCAAAAACGUCGCUGCUUAAGCUCCCUAUUAGCUAUUUGUAAUAAUACUAAAGAAAAUUUCUUAUGGAGGCCCGUGAAAAUAAAUUUGAAACUUAAAAAAUGAAAUUUUAUCGGUAUUUUCACAAAAGCUGUGUGGUUGAAAUUCAUUUUCUCGGGCAUAAGAAAUUGUGUUUGGUAUUAGCAGAUAACUAAUUACAUCCAUAGCCCCUGAAAAGUGUAAAAAAAAGGAUGCAAUACGCUUUAAAUAAUUAUGGUACAAUAUUUUUGUCCACUGAAAAUUAAAAUUACUCAAUUUCUUGCCGAUGGAUUCUUUCUUAAUAGCAACAACAACAGAAUAAACAAAAGUUCCCCAGGGAAUUUCGCAGUAGCCUGGGACCAGGUUCCUUGGUGGGGAAAAUCAUUCUCGUCCCCAGAGCCUCCUGGGGGCCUGCGCACGAGGACGAGGACGCUCUGGGGACACAGGAUUUGAAGUCCUAGAUUUUAGAAGUUCCGGUCAUUUCCGAUUCAAAAGAAAGUUGGAGGAUUCUCUUUUAAAAGCUUUGAUCACCUAAAUUUACAGUCAUUGAAACUUCUGCAAGAGCAAGUGAACGCUAUUAGAAACGUUGUAGAAAAUCAGAAAUGACCGGAAGUCCUAAACACUAGAACUUCAAAUCUUGUGUCCCCAGAGCCUCCUGGUCCUCGUACUCAGGCCCCCAGGAGGCUCUGAGGACGAGAUUGGGGAAAUGGGGAAAUAGGAAAAUAUAAUAGGAGAGCGAGAGUCAGCCCUUUCCUUCGCCGUCUCCUAUUAGAGAACUUAUAGCUGCGUGCAAGUCUACAUCGCAAUAAAAGAGAAAUUAUUUAUAAGAAUACAAGUUUCCCUACAAACAUUAAACUAAAUAUAGUUAAAAAGGCCUCUAUUUACAAAACAACGCUCGAAGCUCUCCGUAUGAAUGCGCGAUAACAUUUAAUCAGGGCCACGUUAACGAAAUGAUCGAUAUGUACGUUUACUUGGUAGAAGAUCUUUCAAACACUGAGUAUCCGUACUUUUUCCCCAAUAGUUGUUUAUCGCUAUCUCGAAUCACAUCCGUGAUGGAUAUGCACUUGUUGGUAUGACCAUAUUUCCAUGCUCGCUUGCAUAAUUUAGCGAUCUUGGAGAGGUAGUUACCCUCAUAAUCGCAUACCCAUACUUCAAUUGCGUAUAUGUAAAUACGGACAUAAUUAAGUUAUGAAACAAGUUCGUUUAAGCUCUUCUAUAGUGUUAAGUGAAAUCCCGACAAAACACCCAAGUACCCUUAAAUAGCCCCGUGACGUUUGUCACACUCAAACGUUUUGCCGUCUUUUUCUGUCUAUCGUCCAGGCCCGGGUUGCUCGAAGCAUGGUUAGUGCUAACCAGCGUUAAAUACCAUGGAAACCUAUACAUUUUGAUACCUCUUAACCAACGGUUAGCGCUAACCAGGCUUCGAGCAACCGGCCCCUGUUGCGUAAACUCACUAUUUAGUCCCCUUCCCCAAAACGGACAGCUUGUUCAGUCAUAGGCUAAUAUCGCAGGACUGAAAUGUUCCAAGGCGCCAUGAAUUUUCGUGUGUAUGUUUAUAGAACAGGUACCUGCAGCAGAAUAAUUAGUUGAGGCAACCAAAGACACAAAUCAGAAUUUUUUUGUACGUCCAUGUUGCAUAGUGUUCUCUUUGUAUUGUACGCGAUUAAGGUGGCUGUUACAGGUCACCGCAACAGGUCUCUACUACGUACAUUGUAUGGGACCCCACACUGGGAAUACUCCUUCACUGGGAAGCGAAUAGAGAGUAUCUGUAGAAUUGACAGCAGGUAG
Molecule: messenger RNA, 13774 nt
Organism: Porites lobata
Lineage: Eukaryota; Metazoa; Cnidaria; Anthozoa; Scleractinia; Poritidae
Source: the annotation of a GenBank genome assembly